Molecule: messenger RNA, 1490 nt
Organism: Diprion similis
Lineage: Eukaryota; Metazoa; Arthropoda; Insecta; Hymenoptera; Diprionidae
Product: protein jim lovell-like
Exons: 5
Coding region: 254-1486 (410 amino acids)
Biological process (GO): regulation of transcription by RNA polymerase II
Cellular component (GO): nucleus
Molecular function (GO): protein binding
Source: RefSeq, a predicted model, not a curated record
CCGUAAAUCGGUAGAAAAAUAUGGAACGUGAUUCGAAUCAGCCCGAAACUUGUUCCAUCUCCUUCUAAUCACCGGUCACACUAGCACUGGGUAAAAUCAACGUGAUCUGCAAUCCAGCCUUCAGAUCUGUUCAGAUCUUUGAAGACAUCGCACGUAAACGUCUAACGAAAAGUACAACCAACACGAACGUUAGGUGUCAAAACAAGUCGUUCCACUGACAGAAAAUAUCUCGAGGAAAGAGAAAACGCGCACAAUGUCUGGUGAACAGUUCUCGCUAGUAUGGAACAGUUUCCCAACAAAUUUGUCUUCGGGUUUAUAUACUUUGCUCAGCGACGAACAGCUUGUCGAUGUAACACUUGCAGCCGAAGGACAAAUGUUACGAGCCCAUAAGCUGAUUUUAUCGCUAUGUAGCACUUACUUCAAGGAACUCUUCAAGAUGAAUUCCUGCAAACAUCCCAUAGUUAUUCUCAAAGAUGUUAACUACCGUGAUUUGUCUGCUUUACUUCAUUUCAUAUAUCAAGGUGAAGUUCAUGUCAAGCAGGAAGACCUUGGGAAUUUUUUAAAAGUAGCCGAAACUUUGCAAAUCAAAGGUCUUACUAAGGACAAGAGUGAGGAUUUCACCAUCAAUAACAUCUCAGAGCUUGGAGAGAAUCCUCCGGAACAAUCUAGGGAAUUGGAUAGUAUGAUUGAAACAGUACGAAAGUCUGAGAUGAAUUCCCUUGACCAUGAGAAGUCUACGACAACAACACAGGGAGGUGACUCAACCCUUCCUGAAGUCAGCGAAUCGACAAGUUUGUCACAAGACACAGUAUCUCCUGCACUGACAAAAUCUGUGCACAAUAAAUUUUCUGAUCAACAAAGAAGCUCCGAUCCUGAUAGUAUUAUAUGUGAAAUAUUAAGUACAAAAUCUGAUGAUCUUAAACGAAUGGAACACAAUGCCACAGAUGAGCCGUUACACCGUACCUCUGAAGCUGCUGAUCUGUUAAGAACGAAAGACGAGCUGGUAGAUUACACAUCGAACAUAGGCUGCGACAUUGCCUGCAAGAAAGAAUAUGAUAGUCAAGAGAAUUUAGAUGACCGGAACAGUAAUCUACAUGCACAAGAUAACUUGGCAGCAAAUGCGUUCAGCCAACUGGAAGAAGCUUUUAGUGCAGAUUUUUCCACCACUGGAGGUGACUUUAGUCAAGCGCGACAGACGAUGAGGGGUGUCCCAGGUAGCAGUGUACCUCUGGAAACUAUACUACGUGUUGUGUCUGAAUUAGAGCCAACCAUACGAGCAGUGAGAGGAAAAGUUAUUUGCAUGUACUCUUGUCCAUGGUGUAUGCGUCACUUUAGUCAGCGAGGCAAUCUCAAAAUACACGUUCGCUACGUUCACGGACCUCUUGAAAGUCUGACAUGUAAACUUUGUGGUAAUACAUACAAAAACAGCAACAGUCUUCGUGUACACUCUUAUGUCCAUCGUAACCCAAAGCGAAAUAAACAGUAAAUCA